Messenger RNA from Phycodurus eques (leafy seadragon), 3238 nucleotides. It is a transcript of the gene nfatc1, whose product is annotated as nuclear factor of activated T cells 1. Gene Ontology annotation, cellular component: transcription regulator complex. Gene Ontology annotation, molecular function: transcription factor binding; RNA polymerase II cis-regulatory region sequence-specific DNA binding; DNA-binding transcription factor activity, RNA polymerase II-specific. Gene Ontology annotation, biological process: calcineurin-NFAT signaling cascade; regulation of transcription by RNA polymerase II; cytokine production. The record is from RefSeq and is a predicted model, not a curated record. The coding region runs from base 13 to 2397 and encodes 794 amino acids. Lineage: Eukaryota; Metazoa; Chordata; Actinopteri; Syngnathiformes; Syngnathidae. The transcript is spliced from 10 exons.
CUCGGAAAGGAGAUGAUGAAAUCAGCCGAGGAGGACGCGUACGGCUACACGCCCAACGUCAGCCUCUCCCUCCCGCUGGGCAACCAUCGCCUGGCCCCGCAGUACCUGAGCCUCCAGUCCAGCCCCGUCAUCUCGGUCUCGGAGGCCCCCGUCUUCGACGGCCGGGACGACCUGAGCGCCGCCGGCUACUACUCCGUCCGUCCGAACGGGGCGCCCGCCCUGGAGAGCCCCCGCAUCGAGAUCACGGCCUACGGUCAGUUCCCCGAAGACGCGGCGGAGCAGGACAGCCGUCCGGCGGCCAAGCGCGUCAACUCCGUCGUCACGUUGACGCUCCCCAGCGCCGACGGUUACCGGGACCCCAGCUGCCUGAGUCCCGCCAGCAGCGUCUCGUCCCGCAGUUGCCAGUCGGAGGCGUCGUCCUACGAGUCGGGCUUCUCGUACAACUGCGACCAAUCGCCGCAGAACUCCCCCUGGCAGUCGCCCUCGGUCUCCCCUAAGGGUUCCACCCUGGCCCUGCCGGGCGGUUCCCCGAGACAGUCCCCCGCAACGUCACCCCGCACAAGCGUGACGGAUGACCCCUUCGUCGGCCGGGGAGGCUCCAGGCCCAACUCCCCUUGCGGCGCAAAGAGGAAGUACAGCUUCAACGGCGGCGGGGCGGCGCACAAGCACUACCAGCCCUCGCCCAACCGCUCGCUCGGCCCGUCACCCCAAACCUCGCCCCGCCUCAGCGUCACCGAGGAGUCCUGGCUGCCCAACACCAACCAAUACACCAACUCGGCCAUCUUGGCAGCCAUCAACGCUCUGAGCACGGACGGCAUGGCCGACCUGGCCGAAGGCAUACCCGUGAAAGCCCGGCGGACGGGCCUGGAGCACGGCCCCGCCGUCAGCCUCAAGCUGGAGCCCGGCGGAGAGGAGCUGACGUCCGGGGAGCUGGGUCGAGACGAGCGCUCCCCCAACCGCCUUCUCCUGAAGAAGGAGGCUUACUGCGGAGGGUUCCUCGACGUGCCUCAGCACCAGUACUCCUGGUCUAAACCCAAGCAGUACGUCAGCCCGUCCCUGCCGGCCCUCGACUGGCAGCUGCCGUCCAGCUCGGGACCCUACAGCCUACAGAUCGAAGUGCAGCCCAAAUCCCACCACCGGGCCCACUACGAGACCGAAGGCAGCAGGGGGGCGGUGAAGGCUCUGGGCGGAGGACACCCCGUCGUACAGCUGCGCGGCUACGUGUCCGGCGAGCCGCUGACGCUGCAGCUGUUCAUCGGCACGGCGGACGAGCGGCUGCUGCGGCCGCACGCCUUCUACCAGGUGCACCGCAUCACCGGCAAGACCGUGUCGACGCCGAGCCACGAGGCGCUCUGCAACAACAACACCAAAGUGCUGGAGAUUCCGCUGCUGCCCGACAACAACAUGCGAGCCAUGAUCGACUGCGCGGGCAUCCUGAAGCUGCGCAACUCCGACAUUGAGCUGCGCAAGGGCGAGACCGACAUCGGGCGCAAGAACACGCGGGUGCGGAUGGUGUUCCGGGUGCACGUCAACCAGGCCGGCGGCAGGACCGUGUCCCUGCAGGCCGCGUCCAACCCCAUCGAGUGCUCCCAGAGGUCGGCUCAGGAACUGCCCCUGGUGGACAAGCAGAGCGCGGAGAGCAGCGCUGCCCCCGGAGGCCAGACCAUGAAACUGGACGGCCACAACUUCCAGGCCGACUCCAAGGUGGUGUUUGUGGAGAAGGCUCAAGACGGGCAUCACCUUUGGGAGACCGAGGCCAAGGUGGACAGAGACGCCUCCAAGCACAACAUGCUCCUGGUGGAAAUCCCGCCUUACCGCAACCAGCGUCCCUCCGCGCCGGCGCACGUCAACUUUUACGUCUGCAACGGCAAAAGGAAACGGAGUCAGUACCAGCGCUUCACCUACCUGCCUUCCACAGUUCCGACCAUCAAAACGGAGCCGCGGGACGACUACGACGCCCCUCUGGCGUGCGCCCCCCUCGGGCCCGGCCUCUCCGCGCACCCCAAGCCCUACUCGCCCCCUCAGCUGACGUAUACGCAGCAAAGAUCGGCGCCCAAGCCCGACCCGGGGGGCUCCUCCCCGAGCACCAGCCCCAAACUACACGACUUGCCGCCGCCCUUCCCCGCGCCCCACGUCUCCAUCAUCCAGGAGACCCCCGGCCGCUUCCAACCGCCAUCCCGGCCGUCUACGCCCGAAGCGCCUUUCUCACCCGGCGGCAGCCCCGCCGAGGCGCCGGAGAGCGGCGGGCGGGCCUCGGCGCGGGACGACGGCGGCCCCCCGGCGUUGGGCGUCAGCAUCAAGGAGGAACCGCAGGAACUGGACCAGAUGUACCUCGAUGACGUCAACGAGAUCAUCAGGAACGACCUGUCCAGCAUCUCCGUCCACAGCCACGCGUAGGACAACAAGUUGGAACGUGCACGAACGGCAAGGGGAACAAAAUGCGUCGCCAUGACGACCGGGGUCCAACAUCUGCCUUGUUUCUCGGGUCUUUUCCUCCGUUUCCAUUUCAGAAAAAGGACCAAACAUGGUUUCCUCUUAAUCCUGUGCUGCACUUUCAAAAACAGCAUCCAGUGCCUCAAAGUUAUGCCAUGUUUAUACAAAUAGAAAUAUUAGUCCAGAAAAGUGCCUUUCAACAACCAAAUACUUUCGACACUCAUUCAAUUGGUUUUAAAUCAUUUUAAGGAAGCAUUUUCAAAAACGAAGCACUCAAGCUGUGGUAUGACGCUUUCAUGCACUUACUGUACAGUUUUUAAUGUAUUUUUACACAUUUAGGCAAUCUACUAUUCUUAUUCUUACCAAAGAACAAAUCUUCUCAAAACCAGCAAAGCUUGACUUCACGUCGCUGCCAAGACCAAAGAAGCAACGACUAACAGCUGCAAUAUUAGUACAUAGUAAUAUUUUUCAUAUUUAUUUCGCUUGCAUGUGCUCUGUGUACCCAGUUUAUCAUGCAGCCUGUUACUUAUUCAGUUACUUUUAUUUUUAAUUUUUUUUUUUUUUUUUUUUUUACACACACCGCAUUUAUUUAAGAGCCUUAACCCAUCUCAUUGAAGUUCACCAAAGAAUAAUCUUUAGGCCACUUGUUAAUAUAAUACACAUUAUGUUGGAUUAGGAUGUUUAUUUGUCAGUAAAUCAUCCAAACAAAUAGCUGAGGGAAUGUUGCUUGGUUAUAUAUUUGUUCUUUUUUAAAUGUGGACGUGGCAACAAUUUGUUCAAGGCAAUAAAGUGCUUUUUAUACGAA